CCAGCUCUCUAUUUCUUCCGGUUGGCACGGUCGGCUUUGCCGCUCUGUGUACUGCAUUAAAGGAGGAGGGUCAUCUGGGCUCCACAGCUCCUCCUUGUGUACCCAAUGGCGAGUCUUUUGCGCGUGGUUGCCAGCAGUUGUUCUGGCCCCCUCUUCACCGGGGUGGCCUGUUCCAAGCUUCAGAAUAUCCGGACCGUGAAGACGCCAUGUCUGCGAUUCUUCAAGACCCAUCAAGCCCUCAGUCGCUCUGCUAGUCCAGGCAUUCCUUACAAACAGCUGACUGUUGGCAUUCCCAAGGAGAUCUUUGAGAAUGAGCUUCGUGUGGCCAUCUCGCCAGCGGGAGUGGACGCCCUCAUCAAACAGGGCUUUAAUGUUGUGGUGGAGUCUGGGGCGGGGGAUGCUGCUAAGUUUCCUGAUGAGAUGUACACCAAGGCUGGAGCCGCCGUCAAGGACGUCAAAGACGUCCUUGCAUCUGACGUUGUGCUCAAGGUUCGCGCGCCCAUGCUGAAUCCGGUGUUGGGCGUCCAUGAGACGGAGCUGAUGAAGGAGGGUGCCACGCUGGUCAGCUUCAUCUACCCGGCGCAGAACUCUGAGCUGAUGGCGUGCCUGGCCAAGCGCAAGGCCACUGUACUAGCUAUGGACCAGGUGCCCCGCGUCACCAUUGCCCAGGGUUAUGAUGCCCUCAGUUCCAUGGCCAACAUCGCUGGCUAUAAAGCUGUUGUCCUGGCUGCUAACAACUUUGGCCGCUUCUUCACUGGACAGAUCACUGCUGCAGGGAAGGUCCCCCCUGCUAAGGUGCUGAUCAUUGGAGGUGGUGUAGCAGGUCUGGCAGCUGCAGGCUCUGCCAGGGCUAUGGGUGCUAUUGUCAGAGGCUUUGAUACCAGAGCUGCGGCGCUGGAGCAGUUCAAAUCUCUGGGUGCCGAGCCUCUGGAGGUGGACGUGAAGGAGUCGGGUGAAGGUCAGGGUGGCUACGCUAAGGAGAUGUCCAAGGAGUUCAUCGAGGCCGAGAUGAAGCUCUUUGCCAAGCAGUGUUUGGAUGUUGACAUCCUCAUCAGUACAGCCCUCAUCCCUGGGCGCAAGGCUCCAGUGCUCAUCACUAAGGAGAUGGUGGAGAGCAUGAAGGACGGCUCUGUGGUGGUUGAUCUGGCGGCGGAGGCGGGGGGCAACAUCGAGACCACUGUUCCUGGACAGCUCACCGUUCACAAAGGUGUGACCCAUAUUGGCUACACGGAUCUUCCCAGUCGUCUUCCUACGCAGUCCAGCACACUGUACUCCAACAACAUCACCAAACUUCUACGAGCCAUUAGCCCAGACAAGGAGAACUUCUACUUCAAUGUCAAAGAUUCCUUUGACUACGGCACGAUGGACCACGUUGUCCGUGGCACAGUCGUCAUGCAGAAUGGAAAAGUGCUUUUCCCCGCACCACAGCCCAUUAACAUCCCUUCGGCAGCGCCUCCCAAAACCAAAACCAUCCAGGAGCUGGAGAAGGAAAAGGCAGCCAGCAUCUCCCCGUUUAGAAGCACUCUCACCACGGCUGGGGUGUAUGCCGGAGGUCUCACUUCAUUGCUCGGACUUGGGCUUUUUGCACCAAAUGCUGCUUUCACUCAGAUGGUGACAACCUUUGGCCUGGCAGGAAUUGUGGGAUACCAUACUGUGUGGGGUGUCACUCCUGCCCUCCACUCCCCACUCAUGUCCGUCACAAAUGCCAUCUCUGGGUUGACUGCAGUUGGUGGGCUUUCACUGAUGGGAGGAGGCUACGCUCCGACCAACACUGCGGAAACCUUGGCAGUACUUGCUGCCUUCAUCUCCUCCGUCAACAUCGCUGGUGGUUUCCUGGUCACUAAGCGGAUGCUGGACAUGUUUAAACGACCUACGGAUCCCCCGGAGUAUAACUACGUGUACAUGCUCCCAGCGGGUGUAUUUGUGGGGGGCUAUGCUGCUGCACUGCACAGUGGCUACAACAUAGAGCAGAUGAUGUACCUGGGCUCUGGGCUGUGUUGUGUCGGUGCACUGGGAGGCCUGUCUACCCAGUCCACUGCACGCCUGGGAAACGCCCUCGGCAUGAUCGGGGUGGCGGGUGGCAUUGCUGCCACUCUGGGGGUCUUGAAGCCCUCACCUGAGCUCCUGGGCCAGAUGAGUGCAGCCAUGGCAGUGGGCGGCACCGCGGGUCUAGCCAUUGCCAAGAAGAUCCAGAUCUCAGACCUGCCACAGCUGGUGGCUGCCUUCCACAGUUUGGUGGGUCUGGCCGCUGUGCUCACGUGCGUGGCAGAGUAUAUGGUGGAGUAUCCCCACUUUGCCACAGACCCCGCGGCCAACCUCACCAAGAUCGUGGCCUACCUGGGCACCUACAUCGGUGGGGUCACCUUCAGCGGCUCGCUGGUCGCCUAUGGCAAGCUGCAAGGUCUGCUGAGCUCCGCCCCCCUCCUGCUGCCUGGCCGCCACGCUCUCAAUGCUGGCCUCAUGGCUGCCAGCGUGGGUGGCAUCGUGCCCUACAUGCUGGAUCCCAGCUACACCAUGGGCAUCACCUGCUUGGGCUCAGUCUCUGCCCUCUCUGCUGUCAUGGGAGUCACGCUGACGGCGGCCAUCGGUGGGGCGGACAUGCCCGUGGUCAUUACCGUGCUGAACAGCUACUCGGGUUGGGCUUUGUGUGCUGAGGGCUUCCUGCUCAACAACAACCUGCUCACCAUUGUGGGAGCGCUGAUCGGCUCGUCCGGAGCCAUCCUCUCCUACAUCAUGUGUGUGGCCAUGAACCGUUCCCUGGCCAACGUUAUCCUGGGCGGCUACGGCACAUCCUCCACAGGCACAGGCAAGCCCAUGGAGAUCACAGGUACCCACACGGAGGUCAACGUGGAGCAAACCACGGACAUGAUCAAGGAGGCCCAGACCAUUAUCAUCGUUCCAGGUUACGGUCUAUGUGCUGCCAAGGCUCAGUAUCCCAUUGCUGAUCUGGUCAAGACACUGACUGAGCAAGGCAAGCAAGUCAGGUUUGGCAUCCACCCUGUAGCCGGGCGUAUGCCUGGACAGCUGAAUGUGCUGUUAGCUGAGGCCGGUGUACCAUAUGAUGUUGUCCUGGAGAUGGAUGAGAUCAACGACGACUUCCCUGAGACCGACCUGGUUUUGGUUAUUGGUGCAAACGAUACAGUGAACUCUGCUUCCCAGGAGGAUCCUAACUCCAUCAUCGCCGGCAUGCCAGUGCUGGAGGUCUGGAAGUCCAAACAGGUCAUAGUGAUGAAGAGGUCUCUGGGUGUGGGUUACGCAGCAGUGGACAACCCCAUCUUCUACAAGCCCAACACCUCAAUGCUUUUAGGAGACGCCAAGAAGACUUGUGAUGCCCUGUCUGCCAAGGUGCGAGAAGGAUAAACACCUGCACAGCAGCUAGAGCCCUCCAGGAGAGGGACUAUUGCUGCACCCGUUCGACAGAGAACAGGGUGUACACACAGAACGAACCCUUAGAUAUCAAGUAGCAUCAAAAACUUAUCACUCCUGACCACAUGAUCUGUAUACACUUUUUUUAUUUUAUUUUUUUUUUAAUAGGAAUUUUGGUUGUAGAUUUGGUUAGUCUUAUUCACCGUUUUUGUUCUGCCUAAUUAAAUUAAGAUAUAAAAGCAUUGCAGCAUUGGUAGGACCUUGGCACAUUUUGUCCUGGUUUUGUUUUGGAACUAGGCUUUUAUGAGGUCUCACUUUUUUAAAACAAGCAUUAAUUUGUAGAUAGUUCAGUGUAUUUGGGUUGCAUUUUAAGGCGGAUAUAAAACACUCCGCUUUUCCUCCUUUUUGGGGAUCAAUGUGUAUUACUUGAUCUGACUGUAAUGUUGUGGUAUUGUUACACGUGGAUCUAAGCUUAUACAAGAGGGAAGUGCAUGAAUAUCAAAUGCGGUGUCAGAAGGCCAUUUUUCUAGUGAAUACAAGCGGUCUCUUGCCUCUAAAGGCUUCUUGGGUUGAAGGAUCAAUGCCAACUUCUUCUAAAUAGCAGAUUUGGCUCUAAAGGGAUCAAGAACAGUUCAAUUCCUGAAGGAGAUGUUUUACUUUCUCUGCAAUUCAAAUUCUUGAAGAUGAAUGUCAAAAACACCUGUAAGACCAAAUCUAGUAAUGGCUAAUUUACUGUAUCCAUUUCAUACUAUGCUCUAUGCUUUCAAGGCUGUUAGCAACACUGUUCCUUUGCAAUAUUUGUUGUUAACAGAAUGAUGCACUGGGAUCUAAUGAAAUGCAAGCUUAUGUUGGUAAUGGACCAUGACAACAGUCCUACCUCUUAACACUUAGAAUUGUUAUAAUCAAUCCCUUAUAGUUCUCUUCAAGGACUUCAGCACAGUUCCAGGUUCUUCCACAGAUAUUUGGCUUGAGCUGCAGCAGCAUAGUAAAAAUCAGUUUGCUCCUUGGUACCUCAAUAUUUUGACUUGAUGAACAUUUUGGUUAUACAUUUAGCCAUGUGAAACAAUGGCCUAGGAGAAGACACUGCUGUCAUUUCUGGUUUUUAUUUUACAGUUUUAAUAUACUGUCAAACUAAUAGGAUAGAAGAAAUAAGCAAUAAAACAGGAAAAACUUUGC
Molecule: messenger RNA, 4542 nt
Organism: Electrophorus electricus (electric eel)
Lineage: Eukaryota; Metazoa; Chordata; Actinopteri; Gymnotiformes; Gymnotidae
Gene: nnt
Product: nicotinamide nucleotide transhydrogenase
Biological process (GO): proton transmembrane transport; NADPH regeneration
Cellular component (GO): mitochondrial inner membrane
Molecular function (GO): NADP binding; oxidoreductase activity
Source: RefSeq, a predicted model, not a curated record